UCAAUUGUUUAGAGUCAAUUGCUUUAAAUAGACAGCAAAUUGUAAAAACUUUGGUUAUAAAUUCACAUUACUAUUGUUCAUUAUUAUGUUGAUUUUAGCAUGAAUAAAGAAAUUAUUAUAAAUAUUGUUGUUUUAUUGAUUUCAGAAAUAUGACAAAAUUACUUGAAUGGGUGUCAGUUUUAUCUGCAAUGUUCGCUGUGUGGUACUCGUUAAUUGGAGGAUAUGUGAAGCAUCCGUUGAUUGAAAAGAAUAUUAAUCUUAUUUUAAUAUCUCCAUUGAUAUUCAUAGCACUGUUUGGACUUUAUGCAGUUACUGUGGUUUUAUAUCGUGUAUUUACAUUUAACAAUUGCGAGGAAGCAGCUAAGGAAUUACAGAAUGAGAUUGCAGAGGCUAGAAAAGACUUAUUAGAUAAGGGACUCAAAUUCUGACUUACAUCAACAUUUCUUGUAAUAUCAAGUAAUUUAAAUUGUAAUUAAGUAAUGUUCUUAAUUAUAUUUAAUGUAAUUUGAAUUUUACUAUAA
This is a messenger RNA of Diatraea saccharalis (sugarcane borer), 521 nucleotides long. Lineage: Eukaryota; Metazoa; Arthropoda; Insecta; Lepidoptera; Crambidae. The record is from the annotation of a GenBank genome assembly.